AUGGCCGACAGGGUAUACGCUGAUCAGCUGUCGGUCCAAUCCGACACACAACCAGCCCCACCACUGCACUCCACUGACAACGCCGAGCUAGUUGUCUGCGUUAAGGCGUUAGUUGCACAGGUGCAGCCGUUGACUUCGUCUCGCAACCGCCCACGACAACGCCGUCGCAUGCGCUCUAACCAUAGGAGUCGCAGCCCCCGGCGCCCACGAUCUCGAUCACCGUCGAACGGGAUUUGCUGGUAUCACCACCGCUACGGUGAUGCCGCGAAGAGGUGUCUCACCGUGCACCUACACCCCCAGGUCGGGAAACUAGUUAGCCGACCGGCCCAGGCGACGGCCGUGUCCGGCUCGUCACAACCAAGUCGCCGACCGACUCACCGGGAUACGUUUCCCGGUUGA
Molecule: messenger RNA, 399 nt
Organism: Echinostoma caproni
Lineage: Eukaryota; Metazoa; Platyhelminthes; Trematoda; Plagiorchiida; Echinostomatidae
Source: the annotation of a GenBank genome assembly